CAGCCCCGUAUCAAAAGACCCUCUACAGCUCUCUACAGUUUCUCGCUUUUAACAAGUCAUAAUUUUUCAAGUAGGUUGUUUCAGAUUUUGUGACAACUGAGAUUCUAUCAGAACCCAUAAUGUUUGCUUCUUUUUUGGUUUUGUUUUGUUUUCUUUUCCAUUUGAAGUUUUGAUUUGAGAAGCCUUUAAAGCGAAAGAAAGAAAGAAAGAAAGAAAGAAAAAAGAGGGGUUAGGAUAGUUCAUCAACAUUGUAUACAGUCUGUUUUUAUUGUCUCUUUCCUCUUCUGCUGUUGCAGGGUACUGCCAUUUUGAGGCACUUGAAAAUCUGGGAUUUUAUUUGGAAGUAUUAUUGAAACUUUCAUGAAAGGGUUGUCAUCUUAUCUAGUUUUGCCCUGGUUAGUUUUAUGAUGUUUUUUCUUUUUUAAAACAAGUGUUCAUUUUGAAUUUAUCCUUGAAAAGCUCUGAUUCUUCUGGAGGAUAUUGAAACAAAGGCAAGGUAGAUUCCUGAUAUUAUUCUCUUACAUCACUUUCUCCUUUUUGAUUCCCAAGAAAAUAACUCAUUUGCAAAUCAGAAGGAAAAUUUAAAUAGAAAAAAAAUUCACCUUUAACUUUUUGCUCCUCCUAUUUAUACCAAUCAAAGUUACUCUACACUUGAAAUCGUCUCUUUCUCUGCUCUGGUCUAGUUUUGGUCUUUCAGUUUCCAGUUUUUUGCUCAAAUUUUGAUUUUGAAUCUUUUGUUUGUUCUUUUAAAACUUUUUUGACUAAGUAGUCAUGGAAGAUCGGCAAUAUGGUAUUAUGAGCCAGAGCAGUGAGGUUGGUGGUAGAAGAUCAAUGAUGAAUGAAGAUUUUGAAGAAGAAGAUCUUUGGUCUUUUGUGAAAGAAAGUGAAGAAGAUUCAAGUCCUAAAGGGAACUCUGCUGAUUCUUCUUCUGCAUGGCGUUUCACCUCAGCUGCAAGAAUGAUUCCAAGGUCUAAUAAUAUGCCAAAGACAGCCCAUGAAGCCAACAACGUGGUUCAAGUUCAACAAUCAUCAGCUCCUAUGAACAUCCCUGAUUGGUCAAAGAUUUAUGGGAAAAAUGCAAACGUGGGCUCAUCAAGAAAUGGCUCAUGGGUUGAUAAUAAUGGUAUUAGUUAUAAUGAUGGUGAUAAUGAAGAUUAUGAUGAAGAGAAUAUGGUACCUCCUCAUGAAUGGUUAGCUAGAAAGCUUGCUAGGAACAAAAUUUCUUCUUUCUCAGUGUGUGAAGGAAUUGGAAGGACUCUGAAAGGUAGAGAUCUUAGCAAAGUGAGGAAUGCUAUUUUGACCAAAACUGGUUUCUUAGAGUAAUCUAUCUAAUGUCAUCACCACCAUCAAACCAUUAAGUUCAUCAAUCAUCUCACGGAUUCCAUUAAUCUCUUUUUGUUUAUUUUAGUCACUAUUGCUACUGAUACAGUAUGCAAUGGAGAGUCCAGCGGGGAGGUCAGGAACCAGAAAUAGAGAGUCCCUAAAAGAAGUCAGAGCUGCCCUUUUGAUGCGGGUUUUACAAGAAGAGAGAAACUAGGGAGAAAAAAAAGGGCAUUCUCUGAGAUUUUGUCUGUUAGUCGGGUAGAAUUUGUGUUUUGGGUAAAGGGAAUGCAGCUGUGGACUGUAGCCAGAGUGUGUAAAAGUUGAAUUAUUAGUUAAACUUCAUGUCUGCCUAAUCUUAUCUGCUUUUUGGCUGCUUCUGCAUCCUUCUACU
Molecule: messenger RNA, 1714 nt
Organism: Mangifera indica (mango)
Lineage: Eukaryota; Viridiplantae; Streptophyta; Magnoliopsida; Sapindales; Anacardiaceae
Exons: 1
Coding region: 772-1323 (183 amino acids)
Source: RefSeq, a predicted model, not a curated record